AUGAGUAUACAUCCAAACGUACAAUGGUCAGAGCGCCCAGACAAGCUCUUGAUUACAAUCGAUAUGCCAUGCACCAAUGUUAAGGUCAAUUUCACAGCGACUCACUUCUCGUUCUCAGGCACUUCUGGCGACAAGAACUACGUCGUCGAGUUCGAUCUGUUCAAGGAGGUCGUGCCCGAGAGCUGCGCCACCAACAUCAAAACCAGAAACCCAGUGUUCCUCGUCGAUAAGAAGGAGGAAGGCUACUGGAACCAUCUGCUUGCCAACAAGGCCAAGUCUCGCUUCGUGUCAAUCGAUUGGAGCACCUGGAAGGACGAGGACGACCUGGACGAGGACGAGGAGGAGCGCGGAGGCGGCGGCGGCGGCGGUGGAUUCGAUCCAAGCCAGUUCUCUGGCAUGGGUGGCAUGGGCGGCGGCAUGGGCGGCCUCAGCGAACUGAUGAGCGGCAUGGGAGGCAUGGGCGGCAUGGGAGGCAUGGGCGGUAUGGGCAACAUGAUGGGAAUGCCAGGCAUGGAGGAUUACGAGGGCGAAGACGAUGAGGACCUCGAGGAUGCCAAGCUCCCAGAGGACAGAAUGGACACCAACGAGGAGAGCAAUGCUACUGCCACUGGCAAGAAGGAGGACGAGGAGGAAGAGACCAACAUCAACUCUGUCGAC
Messenger RNA from Acytostelium subglobosum LB1, 657 nucleotides. RefSeq lists its product as hypothetical. The transcript is spliced from 2 exons. NCBI's taxonomy places the organism in Eukaryota, Evosea, Eumycetozoa, Acytosteliales, Acytosteliaceae. Gene Ontology annotation, cellular component: nucleus; cytosol. The annotation marks the transcript as partial. Gene Ontology annotation, biological process: chaperone-mediated protein complex assembly; protein folding. The record is from RefSeq and is a predicted model, not a curated record. Gene Ontology annotation, molecular function: Hsp90 protein binding; protein-folding chaperone binding.